CCUUCUUAAAAAUCACCAAAUCACUCAAUUGAAGAAAUCACCACAAUUCUCCCUCUCUUUCCCUCUCAAUCGCGGAAUUGCUCUCUCCUCCCGGUUCGCUCGAGUAGCGGAAGAAAGAUAAAGCGAACAACCAGCAAAGGUACUUCUUCUCUUCAUUCUAUCAACAAAUUAUAGGAUUUUUCUGUUGCAAUUGCUGUUCUCUUUUUAAUUUGUUAAAAAAAAUAAAAUAAUGGAUGAGCAUCAAGACAUGGAGAAAUUCGGGAUGGAAAAUGAUUUUGAGGGGGGGCAGUAUAUUGGGGAUGAAUUUUUUUACAGAAAGCGGAAAGAAAAAACAGUUCAAUCUAAGGAUGAUGCAACGUAUGGUGUAUUUGCAUCCAGUAGUUCUGAAGAUGAUGAUGAUGGUUCCUUAUCUGGGAAGAAGAAAAACAAGAGGCGAAAAGGGGGGAUUAUUAAGAAGGCAGAUUACUCGAAACCCAUUAAUUUUAUUUCCACUGGUAUUUUUGCUCCUAAUGAGGAGGUAGAGCUUAAUACCAAAGGGGGUGUUGAAAAUUCUGAGGGUGAGGAGGGUGCAGAUGGGUUUAAACCCGGGCUUGGGCUAGGUGCUGUGGCAAAUGUUGGAGUUGGAUUGGGGUUUGGGGCGGGUUUGAGUAAUCGAGGGGAGAAAGGAUUGGGAGGUAGGAGGGAUGAUGGUGAAGGGGAAGAGGAUGAUGAAGAGUUGUUCUUGCCGACCAGCUUUGGGAGGAAAAUCAAGGAAGGGGCAGAAAAGCGGCGUGAGAAGGCAAAAUUGGCUGGGCACAGUGGGGGGAGUAAGUCUCAGUCAGGAGGGGUAAGGAGAGGUUCGGAUGUGUUGGACAGUAAUGUGGGGGUUUUUGAGAAGCACACAAAAGGGAUUGGGUUGAAGUUGCUAGAGAAGAUGGGGUAUGGUGGUGGUGGGUUGGGGAAGAAUCAGCAAGGUAUUGUUGCUCCCAUCGAGGCGACGAAGAGGCCGAAGGGGGAGGGGUUAGGAUUUAAUGACUACCAGGAGAACAAGAACUUGCCCACCUUGGUAAAUAUACCUCCACCACCUGAAUUGGAGGGAAAGCAAUUGUCUCUGAAGAAGGAGGAAAAACCCUGGAAGAAACAAGCUCGAGCUCGUGCUAAGAAGAAAGAAAGUAUUAUCACUCCAGAUGAGUUUUUGGCGAUGAAGGCAGAGGAACAAGGGCCGGAUUUGGUACUUCAGAAGGUGGUGGAUAUGAGGGGUCCCCAGGUUCGGGUGUUAACAAAUCUGCAAAAUCUGAAUGCCGAAGAGAAAGCUAGGGAAAGUGAUAUUCCCAUGCCAGAGCUGCAGCAUAACAUUAGAUUGAUAGUAGACCUGGAAGAGCUUAAUAUUCAGAAGGUGGAUCAGGAUUCCAGGAAUGAGAGAGAAACUGUCAUUGCAUUGCAGAAGGAGAAGGAAAUGCUCCAGGUAGACGCUAUGCGCCAGAAGAAGCAGAUUGAUUCUAUGAUGGAGAUAUUGCAGGUUCUAGACAGUAUUGAGGAAGAGAAUACGUCCGGGAGAUUGACUUUAGAAUCCCUUGCAAAGUCCUUCGGAGAUCUCCAAAGGAGGUUUCCUGAGGAAUAUAAACUUGGUAACUUGUCUUGCAUAGCAUGUUCACUUGCUCUUCCUUUGUUAAUUAGAGUAUUCCAAGGAUGGGAUCCACUUCAGAACCCAUUGCAUGGUAUGGAUGUCAUAGCUAUGUGGAAAGGUUUGUUGCAGGGAGAUGAGGAUCAUGACAUUUUUGAGGAUGCAUCAGCUCCAUAUUCACAGUUGGUGGCUGAAGUAGUGUUUCCUGCAGUUAGAAUAGCGGGUAUAAACACAUGGCAGGCUAGAGAUCCCGAGCCUAUGCUCCGGUUUCUGGAAUCAUGGGAAAAGUUGCUUCCACGCUCCGUGCUACAAUCACUUCUUGAUAUGGUUGUGAUGCCUAAGUUGUCUGAAGCAGUGAUUUCUUGGGAACCUUGUAGAGAAACUAUACCAAUCCAUGUGUGGGUGCACCCCUGGCUUCCAUUGCUUGGACAGAAGCUGGAGACUCUCUAUCAAGCUAUUCGUAUAAAAUUAGGAACUGUUCUUUAUAAAUGGCAUCCUAGUGAUAUGUCAGCCUAUACUAUCCUAUCACCUUGGAAGACGGUAUUCGAUGCUUCAAGUUGGGAACAACUUAUUUCCCGGUCCAUCCUUCCCAAGUUGAUAGAUGUGAUGAGGGAAUUUCAAGUUAAUCCUGCUAAUCAAAAACUUGAUCAGUUUUACUGGGUCAUGACUUGGGCUUCUGCAGUUCCCAUACAUCACAUGGUUAACUUACUGGAGUCACAAUUCUUCAACAAAUGGCAGCAAGUUCUGUACCACUGGCUUUGUACAAGUCCGAACUUUGAAGAGGUUCUGAAAUGGUACAAUGGAUGGAAAGAUCUUUUUCCUGCUGAACUUUUGGCCAACGAACGUAUUCGGAUGCAGCUAAACCAAGGCCUGGAGAUGAUGAGCCAGGCUGCUGAAGGUUUGGAGAUGGUUCAGCCUGGCGUGAAGGAGAACAUUAGCUAUAUGAGGGUGCAAGAACAAAGACAAUAUGAGGCUCAGUUGAAAGCCUCCCAACAAACAGAUGAUGUGCCUAAGACCUUAAAAGAAGUUGUUGAAUUCUAUGCACAGCAGCAAGGCUUGCUCUUCAAGCCAAAACCUGGGAGAUUACACAGCCAUCACCAAGUAUAUAGCUUUGGCAGUGUAAGCAUUACUGUGGAUUCCUUGCAUCAGAAGAUCUACGCUCAAGGCCAUGGAGAAUGGUCUUUGGUUACUCUUGAUCAACUCCGGCAAAUGCAGAACAUUUCUGGUUCGGGACGGCACUGAGCUUUGCUGGUAGGCUGGUGCCCCAUUCCCUAUUAUUUCGUUUACCCUCUUUCGGUUUUCCUCUCCAUUGCAAUCGCAAUUCUCAUAAAGAUUGCGGAAGAUUACAAGCGGGUUCUCACUUUCACCAGGUAUAGGUGUGAGGAAAUCAAAAUCCAAGCGUGGGAGAGCCCACAAAAAGUGAAAUUGGAGGAAGAGUUGAGGAGAUUAGAGGUAUAUCUGAGUCUAUAACAAUUGUAGCUUUUUGCUCAAAUCAAAUCCCAACCUGCUUAAUUCUGAAUUCAAUCUAAAUAUCUGAAGCUUAAAAUAUAUAGUGAAUCGUGAUGUAUUAAGAUGAUUGCAUUGAUAUUAAAUGUUGUGCUGGAAUGUAAAAAUUGUACUCCCUCCGUCCCAAAAUUAUUGUCCUGUUUUCUAAAUUGGGCGUCCCAAAAUUAUAGUCCUGUUUCUAAUUUUGGCUACUAAGGUUCCCACUUUCUCAUGUACUAUAUUAAUUAAAAAAUAAAUUGAAAACCCCACCCAUGUACUAUAUUCCACUUUCCUAUGUACUAUAUUAUCUUUCACAUGUACUUUAUUCCACUUUUCCAUACAACUCAAUCAUCAUUUGUACUUUAUUCCACUUAUUCAUUUACUAUAUUCCACUUUUCUUAAAAUCCGUGUUUUUGGUCAAACAGGACAAUAAUUAUGGGACGGAGGGAGUAGAUCAUUAGUUUAAACAUGUUUUUCUGAAGUGCUUGCAGAGUUGUAGUAGGAGAUAAUCCUUUGAUUCCAAGUUAAUGCUUAGUUGCUUACCUUUUCUGCGGUUACAGAAAAUGUCAUGUGUUAUGAAUUUUGUUAUGGAAAUAAUGAAUACUAGUAAGACAUUUACAUUUUACAGAAAAUAUAGCCUUUGUUCUUUUACUUCAGGUGUACUCUAACUCAUCUAUCUGCCAGGUGUCCAUCAAAACAAUCAAGUAAUUAUAAAGGCCAUAAAACCACAAAGUCCACAAUCAAUCAUGUCGUAUCCUAGCUAGUGGUAACGAUUGAGGGCUCGUGUCACGGAUUUGAAACCCGCCUCCCCCAUUUAUAUUUUUUAAUGCCCUUAUGUCUCAUUCGUCAAAAAAAAAAGAGCCAUAAAAAUUGUAUGACCAUUUUAAACCUAAGAAAUUCAGUUUUGGAUGAAAGAACUUGGUGAUAAUUAAUUUUAGUAGUAGAUAGCAAGGUAGUUAACGACUUAGACUACCUUUCUGCUUAGGCUAAUAAUCUAGGAGUAAAUUUUUCAUUGAAGAAAUGACUGUAAUUUUUUCGAUGUACAAACGAAUUGCGGAAAAAACAAUAAAAAAGAGCAGAAAAUUAGAGUAACAAGGAACACCAUACUGAACUUUAUUAGAGUCAUUAAUAUAUGUAAUGUUACACAACUGAAUUUCUAAAAACAGAACAGUACACUUUUGACAGAACUGGACUUUACGAAACAAACUGGACUGAACUUUAUGAAAUAGAACUAUACAGAACUGAACAGAAUACUGUAGGAGUGCAGGGUUAGGGGCUGAUGGGUCCGAAGGCAGGAGUUGCAGGGGCUGGUGGGUCAGAUAUGGGCUGCAGGGUAAGGUCCAAGCUUGGAUUGUAGGAUCAGGUUCAGGUUUGAGCUGCUGUCAGGUCUGAAGUCUUGGUUACAUAUGCUAUACAACCUCUCUAAGAACAAAAACCCACUACACAACACAUAUAAGCAUACUAGCAUUCAAUAUCUUUAUAUUUCCUAUGCUCUUAAUAAAUAGACUAGUCCAUUCACGAAAACACUACCUACACUGGUCUGGUGAUGUUGAUUAACUUUUGGUAGAGGCUGGUAAUAUUUAUGUAUACUAUACUCUUUGUGCUUGUGUCUGAACUAUCCAGCUAGUGUUGCUUCCUGUUCGUAGUUCUUUAUCUUCAUUUUACGUGGUUAUUCUAUAGUCUACCUGUUUGUUUUUCUUAGGCGGAUUAUUUUCUUCCUCGUGUAAAUUAGGUUUUAUUUGUUUUAAGUAAGUAAUCAUUACUGCUAUGAGUUGAUUAGCAUAAAGAAAUCAGAACUGAAAAUCUGCAUUGUAUGAUAAUUGUCAUGAUUCAGCUAAUGCUAAGAUCUAUGUGGAAUUAAACGAAGACAUGCUAGGUAUUAUCGUCUAGCAGUUGUUGCAAACAUUCAGAAGAUUAUCCUAAUCUGUAAGUAUUAAAACUAGCUCAAAAGAUCUACUGCAAGGUAGCAAGUUUUAUGGCUAAAUGACUGAAAACAUAUAUAUUUUUUGUCAAUGACAUCUAGUUUAAUCAUUAUUCUGAACUGAAAUUAGAGGCUCCAACAUGAUUCUAGGAAUCUAGGCUGUUGACGUGUUGUGGUAGUGGUUUUUGUUGUAUCUUUAUCUGCUGCAUUCCACUCUUACAAUCUUAAAAUAGCCUUUGAUUUGAUACAUGAACUUUUCCAGUCAAUUACUAAUUGAAUAUCGCCAUUGGGCUCAAAUUGAAGGAACAAACGAACAGAAGAAUCCUACUGAAGAGCAAAAGGCUUGUGUCAGAGCAAAAGACUCGUAGGCUUGUGUCAGAUUGAUCUGCACUCCUCUAGACGAACCAGUAUUAUGAUAUUAAAAAUAAAUGCAUGACAAAAUUGUCUUAUUAUUUUUCUCAAGAAUUUGUGUGAAGUAUCAUGUUUAGACGUUCUGCAUUUAUGGCCUUGUCGUGUGUUCCUAUCGUUGUAUGUUAUUCAAUAAAUAAGCUGCUACCCUUGGUGGAAUUUUAGGCUUUUGGGCUGUCAAAUUCUAGAUUCUAGACUUUUGUGUGAUAAGGUGACUCUGUGGAUGUGCGUGGUGUUAGGGUUUUCUUGGCUCUUCUGUUCUUGUGUGUACGACUCCUCUUCCUGAGCCAUGCAUCUGCAUCUGAAGCAGGGUGUGACCCUCAUUUCAAGAAUUUAAAAUUGUUGUAUACAUUGUUGAUUGUGAUGCUUGGUCUGACUAGUUGACAGCUUGAUUAUAUCUAGUGCUCUUUGGCUAAUACUACACAAGUUUUAUAAAGUUUAUUACGAAGGUGGUUCACUCUUUUGUCAUGUUUGAUCAUACUCAUUACUCCCUGGUCUCCUGUUCCUUACACAAUACUUCUGAAAUAAAUCCCAUUUGCUUCUUAUCAUGAUGAGUGUGCCUGAAAUCAUAAGUUAACCCAUGUCUAAUAGACAUUAUGGUUUUUAUAUAGUUUUCGAAGAACUCUGAGAAGCUAAUAGAUGGUAUAAAAUACAAAAUAUAAAUGCGUAUUCUUAAUUUCAUCUAAUGGACCAACUUUUUGGAUGGAAUUUUGUAUUUUAGUCGAGCCGAGGGAUGUGCAGUGCUUGCCAAACCACUCAUUUGUUUUACUCUUACAUUCAGUGCCAUUAUUUAGGUCUAAAGAGUUAUGCCUUUGUCAAACUUAAAUAUUCAGCCACUAACUUGUAGGCUAUGGGGUUGUUUAUCUAAGUGAACUGAUUAAUAUUUUGCUGUGAAAAAGACCUGCAAGAGCUGUAGUAUGCUUACUCAUUUCCCUUGUUCCUCUGCCAGUUGUGGGCAUUACAUGUAUUAUUCUUGUACAAUGUUAGGUUUGCACGCACAUUUAACUGGUGAAGUUUUUUUAUUGCUUUCAUUCAUUCUCAUUUCUCACACCUGAUGUCUGGUGUUGUUGUUACUUGAUUGAUAAGAGAGGAGGGUUCAUUGACUUUAGAUUACUCAUAAGAUUACUUGUAGUUUGAGUUUUGCAGCUAGGGUUGAUUGUGAUAACCGUCUUGAGUUACGAGCUAAGCUGCAUUCUUCUACACCAAGCUAUAUCCCGAUGUACAGUUGUCAUAGAGGCGCAGUUGCGAAGCUGGAUAAUGUAUUUGCAUAGCAGGGGCUGACCCUCAUUUCAAUUUCAAGAGCUAUAAUUGCUGUAUACAUUGUUGAUUGUGAUGUUUGGUCUGACUAGUUGACAGCUUUUAUUAUGAAUAUGGUUCACGUUUUUGUCA
Molecule: messenger RNA, 6806 nt
Organism: Spinacia oleracea (spinach)
Lineage: Eukaryota; Viridiplantae; Streptophyta; Magnoliopsida; Caryophyllales; Amaranthaceae
Product: septin and tuftelin-interacting protein 1 homolog 1-like
Exons: 2
Coding region: 230-2845 (871 amino acids)
Biological process (GO): spliceosomal complex disassembly
Cellular component (GO): U2-type post-mRNA release spliceosomal complex
Molecular function (GO): nucleic acid binding
Source: RefSeq, a predicted model, not a curated record